Molecule: messenger RNA, 1814 nt
Organism: Caenorhabditis sp. 36 PRJEB53466
Lineage: Eukaryota; Metazoa; Nematoda; Chromadorea; Rhabditida; Rhabditidae
Source: the annotation of a GenBank genome assembly
AUGUCGAAUUCACUAUUCAAACGAUUCGAACACAAGACUCCGCGCUACUUUGGACGCAAUCACAGAAGAGAGAGCAGUGCGUUUCUCGGAUUUUAUCACCCAUUUCUGAGCACUUUCUCCUAAUUUCCAACUAAAUGUUAAAGACAAUUCUUUUCUAAUUGUUCCAAGUUAAUUUUCAGUGGGACUACUGUCAACGCCAAGAGACUAUCAUGAGUACAAACUUUUACGGGCACAAAAUAACCAGAAAGAGCUGUGCGACAUGGAUUUGUGGCUCCUCUGCCAUCCGGAUAACGAGGCCGCCAGAGGUACAUUCGAAAAUGCGCAACAAGUGUGCUUUUUUCCGUCAAAUUCAAAUGAAUUCUCGUCGUUUUGCAGCGCUCUACAGAACGAUGAUAUCGGCGGCGGAACGGACGGCUCCGCAGGUGUCUCACGACGAGAUUGUCAGCUGGCUGGCCACCGCAAUUCGAUGCCAUCCGGCCAUGUUGGUGCCACGUGGCGAGGGAUUUCACAUCGAGGAGAAGUACGAUUUUCAAGCCUGCCGACCCAUUUUCAAAAAUCCGAUCGGACCCAAACUUUGCAAGCUUUGUGGUCUUGGAUUGGGGAAUGUUGGGUGCAAGUUUCAGACCGAUCGGAUCUUCUGGUCAUGAGAUAUACUGGUUUGAGGCCGAAAAUGCCGGGUUUUGCGGAAAAUACUAUAUCUCUGGACCAGAUGAUCCGAUCGGUCUGAAACUUGAACUCAAGACACUUCAAUCCAAAUGCAAGAAGUCUGCAAAGUUUGAGUCCGAUCGGAACAAUCCAACAGUUCAGAAUUUCGAACAUUUCCUUCUUCCUUCAUCCAAAUUUGUUUGCAGCAGAACAGUUCCGGUGGAUGCGCGUGGCGUCGAAUGGACGUGGGCGGUGGGCGUCCAACAGGCUCGGUAUUUGCUCGAAUACCUCUCGAAGUGCACGUUCCAAAGACUUUCCGUCGACGAGCGAGCCAACAUUUUGUUUGGUACGGUUUCUAUGAACAUUUUGUCAGAUUUGUAGCGUAAAGGACAAAAAAGAUCCCAAAUUUUGCAAUUUUCAGCCCUGUUGCGCAUCUUCAGUGACCGCGACCAAGGCCGGAGUGUCUCAGAGUGCCGUUCCGCCGAACCCCUCUUCCGUCGGCUCCAUCCAUCGGAGUGCCGAGUGGCCACGAUCGAAGCGCUCGCCGCCGUCUUCUUUCAAAUUGCCAGUACGUUUUCCGUCCUUCCGAACCCAUAAUUGAAAGGAAAUGCUCGAAUUUUUCUGCAAUUUAUUCGAAGAAUUUUCCUAAAACUCGUUCUGAACAUGUCUAAUCGUGGUUUUUUUCGCUCCAGACGACGUGGCGACGAUGGCGGAUGCGAUUCGAUGCGUGUGGCGGCUGCUGGACGACGAGCCGCUGGUGAUGCGUCUCACAUGCGAGAUUCUGAUGUGCCUGUGCCAGAGAUCGGAAGUCGCCGCCACGCUUCCCGAUUUUGCUGUAGGUUUUUUUUGAAAAUUUUUAGAUGAAAAACAGUUUUUUUUUCUGUCGUCUCAUAGUUUUCCCAAAAUGUUCUCAAUUUCAGAUGGGCGACCGGAUCUACUGCAAGCAGGUGAAAGUCAUCAUUCUGGAUUUGACGUCGGACGCUCACGAGCAAGUGCCCGAUGUGGAGGAGAAGAACAUUCUGAGCGAUCUUGUCAACGAACUGUUCCACCUCGAAAAGAAGGCGUCGGAGGAAGCGGCGGCCGCCUCUGUAGCUCCCACGUCAUCGUCCACGGAUUCGGGCGGUGCGGAAGCCGACGAGGAGCCACUUCCCGAUUCAGAAGACGAUUAA